AAACAAUUUGAGUUUUAAAGUAUCCACAACGUAUUUGGCGUUAUCGUUAGAUUGCAAAUCAAUACUUAGAAAAAAUGUCGAAAAUUUUCGCUCUCGCCGUCGCCGCCCUGUGUGCCUCCUCCAUUUGCCUGAGUAAUGCGCUGCCAGCUGUCAGUGAGUUGUAUGGUGCUCCGCUAAAAGGUGCAGGUGGUCGUGGUGGUGGCGCCAGUAGUGCUGAUGCGCACGCCGAAAUACGUAGCUUCACCAACGAUCUGAAAGAGGAUGGCAGCUAUAACUACCAGUUUGAGACCAGCAAUGGUAUUGCGCAACAAGAAUCUGGUGUUGGCGGUUACUACGCCACUGGCUCAUCGCAAUACUAUUCGCCCGAAGGUCAAUUAAUUCAGCUUACUUAUACUGCCGAUGAAAAUGGAUUCCAGCCACAAGGAGAUCAUUUACCCACUCCCCCACCGGUGCCAGAGGCUAUCCUCAAGGCAUUGGAAUACAUUCGCACCCAUCCGCAACAGGACGAACAGCAACAGUAUGGCUCGCAGCAAGGCCGUGGCAGUGCAUCGCUUCCACAGCAAAAAUAUGGCGCACCCUAUCGCAAAUACUAAAACGUUUGAUGAGUCGUGAAAACAUACGUUCGCCCGCAAAUGCAUAGGAUUUCUUUCCCAUAACUACCAUUGCUCUUUGAUUUGUAUAUGUGUAAUUGUAGUAUUGUGAAGAUUGAAGCCUUUGUCAAGAGAUUUAGUUAUUGUUUUGAAAAUAUAAAUGGAUUGCUGUAACGUAGAUGCUGGAAGUAAUCUCAGCAACAUGUGAUAGAAUGGUUAGUUGUGGAGUUUUGAGUGCUGACAUUUGUUGUUGUGUUGAUUACACUCUCAUGAAAAAAAAAACAAAGAAGGAAUACUAAAAUAUUUCAUCUUUUUGUUAGUUUUAUAUGAUGUAAAUAAAUUUUUGUAUUG
This is a messenger RNA of Anastrepha ludens (Mexican fruit fly), 941 nucleotides long. RefSeq names its product pupal cuticle protein Edg-78E-like. Gene Ontology annotation, molecular function: structural constituent of chitin-based larval cuticle. Lineage: Eukaryota; Metazoa; Arthropoda; Insecta; Diptera; Tephritidae. Gene Ontology annotation, cellular component: chitin-based extracellular matrix. The transcript has 2 exons. The record is from RefSeq and is a predicted model, not a curated record. Bases 75 to 593 code for a protein of 172 amino acids.